Trematomus bernacchii (emerald rockcod) is the source of this 924-nucleotide messenger RNA. RefSeq names its product odorant receptor 131-2-like. The record is from RefSeq and is a predicted model, not a curated record. Gene Ontology annotation, biological process: G protein-coupled receptor signaling pathway. NCBI's taxonomy places the organism in Eukaryota, Metazoa, Chordata, Actinopteri, Perciformes, Nototheniidae. The transcript has a single exon. Gene Ontology annotation, cellular component: membrane. Bases 1 to 924 code for a protein of 307 amino acids. Gene Ontology annotation, molecular function: G protein-coupled receptor activity.
AUGACCAAUAACAGCUCACUGGUGGGUGGUGUGUCUUAUCAGCAGCAGGUUUACCGGAUCAUUUUUGUGCAGAUCCUGGUGGGGAUUUUUGUUUACAUUAACUUUUUGCUCAUUUUUACCUUUUUUAAAAAGGAGUGUUUCUACACAAACGCACGCUACAUCUUAUUUGCUGUUACACUACUAUCUGAUAGCAUGUUGUUGAUCAUUUCUACUAUCACUGUCAUGUUUGCCUAUUUCAGGUUUGAUAUACAAGUUGGCCUGUGUAUCAUUCUCUGUAUUAUUUUGUCUCUGUACUCUUUUGUCACACCGAUUACUUUGACAGCAAUGACUCUGGAGCGUUAUGUUGCCAUCUGCAUGCCCCUGCGACACGGAGAGCUGUCCUCCACACGCAGCGCUGUGCACUGCAUCCUCAUCAUUCAUGGCCUCAGCGCUGUUCCCUGUAUUAUGGUUCUCUCCGCCUUCUUUGCAACAGCCUCUCUUAGCUUUUACACAAAAAAAAGGACGUGUUCAAUGGAGACCUUCAAUGUGUACAUAUGGCAGAGUCAUAUGUUGUCAGCUAUAAACCAGUUGUACUUUUUGCUCAUGUUAAUUACUAUUGUAGUAUCUUAUGUUAAAAUAGUGAAAGUGGCCAAAGCUGCAUCAGGAGAGAACAAGAAGUCAACAUGGAAAGGGCUCAGAACGGUCAUUCUUCAUGCUUUCCAGCUGCUACUGUGUCUCAUCAAGCUGUGGGGCCCGUUCAUAGAAGCUGCUUUACUUCCGAUUGAUUUACAGUUAUAUAUUGAUGUCAGGUACAAUAACUACAUAAUGUUUAUACUAGCUCCCAGAUGUCUGAGUCCUCUCAUCUAUGGCCUCAGGGAUGAAACAUUGUCUCAUGCAUUGAAAAGCUACGCUUCCUUUGGCUUGUAUAAAAAAAAUAGAAUUUGA